Molecule: messenger RNA, 651 nt
Organism: Chrysochloris asiatica (Cape golden mole)
Lineage: Eukaryota; Metazoa; Chordata; Mammalia; Afrosoricida; Chrysochloridae
Product: zinc finger protein 429-like
Exons: 4
Coding region: 1-651 (216 amino acids)
Biological process (GO): negative regulation of transcription by RNA polymerase II
Molecular function (GO): DNA-binding transcription repressor activity, RNA polymerase II-specific
Source: RefSeq, a predicted model, not a curated record
AUGGGUACAGUGAUCAUUGAAGAUGUGGCCGUGGUCUUCACCCACAAAGAGUGGAAUGUGCUGGAUCCUGCUCAGAGAAAACUUGGGGAGAGAUGUGGGAAAACUUUUAGUGAUUCAUCAGGCCUAACUGCUCAUAGAAAAAUCCACAGUAGAGAGAGCCCCUAUGAAGGUAAGGACUGUGGGAAAGCCUUUAGGGACUCCUCACAGCACAAUUGUUGUUGUUAUGUUCACAGUAGGCACAUGCAAACUCACAGUGGAGACAGUCUCCAUAAAUGUAAUCAAUGUAGGAAAGCCUUUAGCCUAGCCUCAAAGCUCAGAAGACACAAAAAAAUUCACAGUGGAGUGAGGCCCUAUGAGUGUAAGGAGUGUGGGAAAGCCUUUAGGGAUUCCUCAGCCCUGACUGCACAUAGAAGAAUCCACAGUGGAGAGAAGCGCUAUGAAUGUAAGCAAUACAUAGAAGAAUUCACAGUGAAGAAAAGCCUUAUGAAUGUAAGUAAUGUGGGAAAGCCUUCAGAGUCCUCUCCCCUCAAUAGACAUAUGCGAACUCACAGUGGAGAGAGGCCCUGUGAAUGUAGGAGUGUGGGAAAGCCUUUAGGCAGGCCUCACACCUCACUGCAUAUGUACGAACUCACAGAGAAAGAGGCCUUUUAA